Aspergillus fijiensis CBS 313.89 is the source of this 432-nucleotide messenger RNA. RefSeq lists its product as uncharacterized. The transcript has a single exon. The record is from RefSeq and is a predicted model, not a curated record. Lineage: Eukaryota; Fungi; Ascomycota; Eurotiomycetes; Eurotiales; Aspergillaceae. Bases 1 to 432 code for a protein of 143 amino acids.
AUGCUGAAGCGGUCUGUGCUUCUGCUGAUAACCAGCAUCGGUCUCUCCAAGCUGUCACUCAGUUGGCUCGGAUCUGCAUCGUCAACCUCACGUUCGGAGCCACAUAGUAGUUCAAGCAUCCCACCAGGGCCAAAAGUGCCCGAGUGCAUUGAUUCCUGGGAAACGUACAAGAGCUAUCGGCAGCGGCGCCAGACCUCUACCGGCUUGACAGCCCGAAAGGUCUUGGUCGCGGACCUCGAGUCUCGUGUUCCCUCGUCCGAACUUGUGGAAGACGCGGAUCCCUACCAAACGACGGUGUUCACUGGCGGAGUCCGACUCGAGAUAGACCAGGAGGAUAUCCUAGGGCACGGCGCCAGUGGAUUUGUCUACGGGGGCACCUGGAUACCGCUGAGUGACGCAUCCAACCACCAGCUGGAUCUCCUGGGUCAGUAG